CAUGAGAGAGAACUCUGGCAGGCGAGCGUGCGUGUCAACUCAUCUACUAGUAAAGCAUGAGCGUCGAAGAGUGUCGUAAGAUGUCGACCCCAGAUCAUCAUUGAUUGGUUCUUUGAAUCACAGCCAGACGACAUGCAUCCCUCUGUACACUGGUUGGACUGCACGUACUGUGCUCGAUGCACCAGUAAGCGCCGAAGUGAUUAAUGAAUGGCAUUGCCUAGUAAUGCCACACGUUAUCUAUCACCGCCGUAGAGAAUGGUGGUUUCUGUCAAAAGCUGCGGUGCGUAUAUUAUGUGGACCUUUGUUUGAACGGGAUCAAAUACUUAUGACGAGGACGACAAAUUGCCACUGUCAGGCAGUCGCAUCUGAGCUGCGGUUCGGUGUGCGCUUGCCUAUGCAACACGUUCAGGAGCUCGCGUUGACCAAUGCUGCCGUUGCCGAGGGCAACGCGCGUGCGCAAGCCCUGUGUCUUACUGCGGUCAACGUCCCGAUUGGGGCGGCGAUCCGUGCAAAGUCGUUCAGUCUUGGUGUUAUGCGUUGCUCGAUCGCAGCUUAGUUUGUGCGAAGCUAUUCGGACCCACAGCCGAUACCUCC
Molecule: messenger RNA, 594 nt
Organism: Fomitopsis serialis
Lineage: Eukaryota; Fungi; Basidiomycota; Agaricomycetes; Polyporales; Fomitopsidaceae
Exons: 2
Coding region: 224-556 (110 amino acids)
Source: RefSeq, a predicted model, not a curated record